AACACAGUGACUCAAAAACCCUCGAGUCCUCCUCGAUCGAAAGCCAUUGUGUAAUCAAAUCGCACUAACAGAUGAGAGGAGCUAUUGGAAGAAGAUUCUCGAACCCUAGCAAUGGCUUUAGCCUUGCCUCCAUAGUCAAGCACACUCCAUUUCUCAUCCAACCUACUUCUCACUUCUCCUCCGACGGCGGCGCUGGCCGUGGCCGUGGACGCGGCGGCGGUUCCGGAUCCCCCGCCGCUGGAGCGGGACAGUUCGGUUUCAAUCGCGAACCGGAAAAAACGAACGAACCGGUUGGUCAAGCACGUGGCUCAUCGCAGUCUCCAGGAGGUUAUGGUCAUGGUCGUGGCCGCCCGAUCCAAUCCGAUCCGAUCUCUCCUCCGUUCUCCUCAUUCGUCAAACCAGAUUCGCAUAGCGUUGGCCGCGGAAGAGGUUCCCUCGGAUCAGACCCCGUUUCCCCUUUCUCUCCUGAGCCUCCUCGCCAUCCAGCUCCUCCACAGCCGCAUCAACCGCGUUUCGAACCGCAUCAACCGCGUUUCGAACCGCAACAACCGCGUUUCGAACCGCAGCAGCAACAGCGUUACGAAACGCAGCAACCGCGUUUUGAAUCGCAGCAACCGCGUUUCGAAACGCAGCAACGGCGUUUUGAACCAGCUAAGGAUGGCUUUCAGGGAAGUCCUCCAUUUGCGAAGCUUGAGGCUACAAAGGAUGCAACUUCGCCGCCACCACCAGGGGCUCCGAACAACAUAUCCAAUGCGUUAGGAAGUGGAGCAGGUCGAGGAAAACCUUUUGUGCAAAAUGAAGACAACCGCCACAUUCAACGCUCUCCUCAGCCUCCGCCGCAGCGUCAGAAACGAGCUCAACCGCCCAAGGAUACAGCUCCACGACCCCAACUGAGUCCGGAAGAAGCUGGGAGGAGAGCAAGGAGCCAGCUUUCCCGCGGCGAAGCCGCCGAAGGAGGAGGCGGCGGUGUGAGGGGAAGAGGAGGAGGCAGGGGAAGGGGGAGAGGAGCGAGAGGGAGAGGCAGGGGGAGAGGUGGUGAAGGGUGGAGAGAUGAUAAGAAAGAAGAGGAAGCUGAACAGGAGGCUUUGAGUGUAUUCGUUGGAGAUAAUGCUGAUGGAGAGAAGUUUGCUAAGAAGAUGGGAGAUGAGAUUAUGGCACAGUUAGCUGAUGGUUAUGAGGAUAUCUGCGAAAGGGCUUUGCCUUCUACUGCUCAUGAUGCCUUGGUGGAUGCUUAUGAUACUAAUCUCAUGAUUGAGUGUGAGCCAGAGUAUUUGAUGCCUGACUUUGGAUCAAAUCCUGACAUUGAUGAGAAGCCACCAAUGCCUCUGCGUGAGUGUCUUGAGAAGGUGAAGCCCUUCAUAGUGGCUUUAGAGGGGAUCAAGGAUCAAGAAGAAUGGGAGGAAGCAAUUGAAGAAGUGAUGGCGGAAGCUCCCCGUAUGAAACAGAUUGUUGAUCACUACAGUGGUCCUGAUAGGGUAACUGCUAAGAAACAGAACGAGGAGCUCGAUAGGAUUGCUACAACACUUCCCCAAAGUGCACCUGAUUCUGUGAAACGAUUUGCAGAUCGUGUUGCUCUUAGCCUCAAGAGUAAUCCUGGGUGGGGAUUUGAUAAGAAGUACCAGUUCAUGGACAAGCUCGUUUUGGAGGUGUCUCAGAACUACAAAUAGAGAGAGAACUUAAGGUUUCAAAAACAUUCUUAAAAGCUUAAUCGUCGCAACUAAGUUUAGAUUCGAAUGAAGAAUCUUGCCUCUACUUGAACAAUAGUUUGGCCUUUGAAAGGUCUCGCCUUUCACCUUUUUUUCAUUAUACGUUGUCAAGGUUUUCCAUAAUAAUGGCAUUGUUCUUUCGAUUUUGUAACUCCAGAGAUCGUUUUCCUAAAUAUCAAGUUUUGUUUGCACA
Messenger RNA from Brassica napus (rape), 1899 nucleotides. RefSeq names its product translation initiation factor IF-2-like. Lineage: Eukaryota; Viridiplantae; Streptophyta; Magnoliopsida; Brassicales; Brassicaceae. The transcript has 4 exons. Bases 72 to 1667 code for a protein of 531 amino acids. The record is from RefSeq and is a predicted model, not a curated record.